Molecule: messenger RNA, 713 nt
Organism: Cyprinodon tularosa
Lineage: Eukaryota; Metazoa; Chordata; Actinopteri; Cyprinodontiformes; Cyprinodontidae
Product: gamma-crystallin M3-like
Exons: 3
Coding region: 162-713 (183 amino acids)
Biological process (GO): visual perception; lens development in camera-type eye
Molecular function (GO): structural constituent of eye lens
Source: RefSeq, a predicted model, not a curated record
UUUCCCUUCCAGAUUUUUCUGGGGGCUGGCUGACAGAUCCUUGACAGGUUUGGAUCUCCAGGGUUCUACUGAGAUCAGACAGACCGUUUUCCAACAGAGAAAACUCUUCAGGGGGUUUCUGGUUUCAGGCAGGUUCAAUCUGGGAAGCAGAGAAGACAAAAAUGGAUCAGGUUCAGGUUCAGAUCAUCUUUUAUGAGGACAAAAACUUCCAGGGUCGCUCCUAUGAGACCAGCAGUGACUGUGCAGAGCUGACCUCUUACCUGAGCCGCUGUAACUCCUGCAGGGUGGAGAGCGGCUGCUUCAUGGUCUAUGAACGUCCAAAUUUCAUGGGCCACCAGAUGCUUAUUAGGCGAGGAGAGUACCCUGACAACCAGCGGCUAAUGGGAACGAGCAUGAGUGACUGCAUCCGCUCCUGCCGCAUGAUCCCUUUGCACAGAGGUCCAUUCAGAAUGAGGAUCUAUGAGCGAGAGAACUUCAGUGGUCAGAUGAACGAGUUGAUGGAAGACUGCGACUCCAUCCAAGAGCGUUACCGCAUGUCCAACUGCCAGUCUGUUCAUGUGAUGGAUGGCCACUGGCUGCUGUUUGAGCAGUCCAGCUUCAGAGGCAGGAUGAUCUACCUGAGGCCUGGAGAGUACAGGAGCAUGAGAGACAUGGGAACAGGUCCCAUGGACAUGAGGAUUGGCUCCAUCAGACGCAUCAUGGAAUCCUGUUAG